Lucilia cuprina (Australian sheep blowfly) is the source of this 3459-nucleotide messenger RNA. RefSeq lists its product as uncharacterized. The coding region runs from base 1578 to 2498 and encodes 306 amino acids. The transcript is spliced from 2 exons. The record is from RefSeq and is a predicted model, not a curated record. Lineage: Eukaryota; Metazoa; Arthropoda; Insecta; Diptera; Calliphoridae.
AAAUUUCAUUACGUCGUUCAAUCAAGUUAUCGAUCGCGAGUUUGGCCUAUCAAAUAUUAAAAAGUUUAAUCAUUUGAUCAACUGCCUUCAAGGCUAAGCUCUAGAACAUUACAUCCCUUUUUGAACUUCCUGCCAUGUUCAAAUACAAUUGUGCCCAAUUACGAAGUCUCGUCGUUAAUGUUUCUGCCCUUUAUAGUUCCUUACUGACUUUUGGCUCACAUAGUGAUAUUGCUAAUUCCACGCUGAUUUACAUAGGGAUGGAAAAAGUUGAUGAAGAUACCAGAAGAAAGUUGAAAGAUUCUUUCGACUUUACCAGAUUACCAACAUGGCAUGAUUGCUCAAAGGUCCUUGAAAGGCGUUGUCAAUUUUUGGAAUCGGUUGAUACCAACCAUACUUUUGUGGCCCCUCGUAAGCCUAAUCAUCAAUCUGAUAAGUCAAAAUCUAAAAAUUCAAAACUUGGCUAUACUUUUCGGUUUCAAAACGCUCUUGUGUGCUUUGUUCCAAAUCUGACCAUUCAAUUACUCGUUGUUCUCGGUUCAAAGAUAUGGAUGUCAGUCAACGUCUCGAUCGACUGGGCCUUUGUCUAAAUUGUUUGUCUAAAGGGCAUCAAGUAAACAACUGUUUUCUACAUUCAAGUACAAAUUUUGUUCUCGCUCGCAUCAUAGUUUGCUUCAUUGGUCUCAGCCAGCCUCUCGGCCCUCGUCCCCUGCUGCUGAACCUACUACUUCUCAUGUUGCCUUGAAUGAAUCUUUUGCCUCGGUCCAUACCCAUAUGGAAAACUCACGCCGGAACAAUUGCUGCUUGCUACUGCCAUGGUUCUAGUUCGUGACUCCACUGGUCGCUAUUAGUUAGGACGCGCUUUGUUAGAUUCUUGCUCUCAAUUGAAUUUCAUAACCGAUGAAUUUUCCCAAAAAAAUUACAUUUGCCUCGUACAAAACAAACUACUGAAGUCUCUAGCAUUGGUAACACUCUUAGCGAAUAUAAAUAUAGGUCGUCCGCAAAUCUAAAAUCUCGAGUCACAGAUUUUGAAGUUUCGCUCUCGUUUUGUGUCACACCUAACAUUUCAUAUCAACCUGACAAUGAAUUAGGUCUCAUCCUGGAAUUUGCCCCCAAAUACUCAACUUGCGGAUGAAAACUUCUUCAAAUCAAAACGAAUUGAUUUACUUAUUGGUUCUGAAACGUUUUUCGACAUUUUAGCAGUCGGUAAAAUUAAACUUGGUCCUGAUGGUUUUCGGAUGGAUUGUAGCAGGUCGAUAUGUAUCUAAACAACCCAAUAUUUCUGGCUCUUCUUGUAUGCCCCGAUAGAAGAAGAUAUUGAUCUUAAAUUACAGCGCUUGUGGGAAAUCGGUGAAGUUCAAUCUGGCUCAAAUGAUUUGACACCAGAACAAUCUGAAUGUGAAACAUUUUUCAAUGAUACUGUUCAUCGUGAAUCUUUAGGUAGAAUUGUUGUUAAAUUGCCCUUCAAGGAAUCGCCUGACGCUUUAGGUCUUUCUCGAAAUAUGGCUCUUUAAAAUUUUGUAUCUUAAGAGAGACGAUUUGCUCGUUACAGCAAUCUUAAAUCCCAAUAUGUUGCUUUUAUGAAGGAGUAUGAAGAUUUUGGACAUAUGUGUCUAGUUCGUAGCCCUCGUCUACACGAGCCUCAUUAUUUCAUCCCUCCCCAUUGCGUUUUCAAACCAAGUAGCACUUCCACAAAGUUAAGAGUUGUUUUUGAUGCCUCGUGUCCAUCAUCGUCCCAGAAGUCUCUCAAUGAUCUUCUUAUGGUUGGCCCAACAAUUCAAGAUGAGCUGUAUAAAAUUUUACUUCGGUUCGUCUACUUGGAUGAGUCUGUAUCUCAAGAUAUUCACUCGGCUUGGAAAUCUUUCGUCUCUGAUCUCAAACUAUUACCUUCCCUUAAAAUUCCUCGUUUUUGUCUCGCUCCUGAUUCUAAAUCAGUUCAACUUAAUGGCUUUUGUGACUCAUCAAUUCUUGCUUAUAGUUUCUGUUUUUACUUUCGUGUCAAAACUUCUUCAGGAAAUGUUUUUGUUCUGCUCUUUACUGCCAAAUCUAGAAAAUCUUUACCCAAACUUGAGUUAUGUGGCGCACAACUUCUGGCAAAAUUGUAUUGCAAAAUCAAAAAUCUUUUCGCAAUACCAAAUCUGAAAGUCGUUCUGUGGACAGAUUCACAACUAGUUCUUCACUGGCUAAAGCAACAUUGUGCUCUAAAGUGUCUGAACCCCUUCCUAGAUUCGUCAAAUGAUUUCAACUUGCUCAAGGUCGGCGGACGCUUGGAGUACCAAAAACACCCCAUAAUCUUGCCCAGAAAAUGCCAUUUCGUCCACUGUUAUGUACGUCAUCUGCACAUCAGUAACUACCACGCUGGACCCAAGGCUCUUAUGCCAUUAAUUCACCAAAAAUUUUGGAUCAUCAACUCCAUUAAUUUGUGUCGCAGCAUUAUAAAUUCGUGGCCUCAAUGCAUUCGCUAUCGCCCGAAGUUGUUGGUCCAGUCAACACCUACCUAAGAAUUAGAGGAAAGGUCCCCUACAAGACAUUGCUAUGUUUGUUUGUCUCGCUACCAAAGUGGUAUCCGACCUGUCAACAGAUGCCUUCAUUGCUGCUUUAAAAUGGAUGAUUGGUCGUAGAGAUCUGCCCACAGAUAUAUUCUGUGAUAAUGCAACAAAUUUCGUUGGUGCAAACUUUAAGUUGGCUCAAGGCACCAGGCGGAUUGUGGGAGGCGGUGUCAAAUCGGCCAAAUCGCAACAGCUAUGAUUGAGAUGACUUUGAAGCUCUUACACCAGGCCACUUCUUGAUAGGUGCUCCCCUCCGUAGUUUGCCAGAACGUGAUUUCCCUACAAAGGAGAUUAACAAACUUGAAUAUUGGAAUGAUGGCGCAAGCAACAAUUCUGAAAGAAGUGGUCCCAUUUUACUGGUCCAAGUGGACUCGCAACAAAUGGUCCCAGUGGACUCACAACAAAUAGACUAGAUCCAACUCUAAUAUUGCUAAUGGUUCCCUAGUAAUCAUCAAAGAAGAUAAUUUAACCCCGCAGCAUUGGCUCAUGGGUAAAAUCAUCAACAUUGUUAGUGGAAGAGAUGAUCGUGUUUGAGUUGUUGACAUCAAAACUACAAAAGGAGUUAUACGUCGCCCUAUCCAUAGACUGGCUCUUCUAUCUUCUUGAAAGUGUCCUUUCAAUGGGGCCGGAAUGUUAGGUCACCGUAUAAUAACUAAUAACAUUAUUAUUUUGUUUCGUUUAAGUUUUCCAUUUUUUAUUGUAUUUAAAUUUAUUCAUAAUUUUGGCUCACUGUUGCCACUGUAAUUUGUCAUUUUUUUAGCUCAUACUAACCACUGUUGCACUAAGUAUAUCGUUGCCGGUGAAGAAAAAGCUCUUCAUCUUACACACUUAAAAGCAAAAAUUAUAAAGAAAACACAUUUUUUAGAUAUGUAUCUACUGCAAUUUUUUUAACUCUUAAAUUAAAAAAAUUAAG